Molecule: messenger RNA, 1422 nt
Organism: Acanthosepion pharaonis
Lineage: Eukaryota; Metazoa; Mollusca; Cephalopoda; Sepiida; Sepiidae
Source: the annotation of a GenBank genome assembly
AUGAUCUAUCUCAUUCUCUUCUCUAUCUUUCUCUCUAUCAAAUUCUGUUAUCUAUCUAUCUAUCUAUCUAUCUAUCUAUCUAUCUAUCUAUCUAAUGGCGCUUCCUCGGUAUAUCGAUCAUUCUAUUCAUUAAACUUUCUUUUUAUUUACCAGGGCCCCCUCGGUAUAUCCAUCAUUCUGUUCAUUAAACUUUCCUUUUAUUUACCAGCGCUCUCUCGUAUUGGAGCCUUUCUUGAAGUCGAUGAUCGUAUCAAGAUGGAAGAAUGGCUUCGAUCUUCGUCCGAAAUCAACCUUGACCUGCCUGAUAUUCCAGCGAACUCGGAAAGCAAUAUGUUCGAUUACCUUGUUGCUGCCGACGGAUCCUGGGUCCACUGGGAUAGCCGCGUGGAAGAAUACAUCUACCCAGCAGAUUCCACACCUGAAUAUGCUUCCAUUUUGGUGCCAAUGGUCGAUAAUGUACGGACAAACUUUCUGAUUGAUACAAUCGCAAAACAACAAUUGGCUGUCUUAUUAAUAGGCGAGCAAGGAACGGCAAAAACAGUCAUGAUAAAUACUUAUAUGAAAAAGUACAACAUGGAAGUUCACCUGUCCAAAGCCUUAAAUUUCUCUUCUGCAACAACGCCAAUAAUGUUCCAGAGCUCAAUGGAAUCAUAUGUGGACAAAAGAGUGGGCAACAUUUUCGGUCCCCCGACCGGAAAGAAGAUGACAGUUUUCAUUGACGACAUCAAUAUGCCAAUCAUCAACGAGUGGGGCGAUCAAGUAGCCAAUGAGAUUGUUCGGCAGUUGAUGGAAAUGAAGGGCUUCUACAGUCUUGAGAAACCAGGAGACAUAAUCAACAUUGUCGAUAUGCAGUUUUUGGCUGCAAUGAUCCACCCAGGCGGAGGCCGAAAUGACAUUCCACAACGUCUGAAACGACACUUUGCUAUUUUCAAUUGUACUUUGCCUUCAAAUUCUUCCAUUGACAAAAUCUUCUCCGUAAUUGGCCUGGGCCAUUUUUGCAAGCAAAGGAACUUCUCAGCCGAAACAAUCGACUUGGUAGCGAAACUGAUUCCAUUAACUCGAAGACUUUGGCAACUUACAAAGGUAAAGAUGUUACCCACUCCGGCUAAAUUCCAUUACCAUAUCUAUCUAUCUAUCUAUCUAUCUAUCUAUCUAUCUAUUGAUCGCAGUCUAUUCAUAUCUAUCUAUCUAUCUAUCUAUCUAUCUAUCUAUCUAUCUAUCUAUCUAUCUAUUGAUCGCAGUCUAUUCAUAUCUAUCUAUCUAUCUAUCUAUCUAUCUAUCUAUCUAUUGAUCGCAUCUAUCAUAUCUAUCUAUCUAUCUAUCUAUCUAUCUAUCUAUCUAUCUAUCUAUCUAUCGCAGUCUAUUCAAUAUCUAUCUAUCUAUCUAUCUAUCUAUCUAUCUAUCUAUCUAUCUAUCUAUUGA